AACGGAGCUACGAGGUCUUUGUCCACCAGCGUGUGGCGGAUGCUGUCACCUGUGGGGGAGUGCACCCCUGAGGCUGUAUUUGUUAGCUGAGCACCAGGGGAGGCGUAGGUCGGCCUUUUUCUGUGCUGGCUGCUUCGACUUGUGUUUGUACGUAGCCACUGCUCAUGUAAUGCAAUCCCUUAGCCAGGAAAUUAAAGCAUUCUCCCGGAAUAAUCUCAGGAAGCAAUGCACCCGAGUGACAACGCUAACUGGAAAGAGAAUUAUAGAAACAUGGAAAAAUGCCAGAAUUCAUGUUGUGGAAGAAAUAGAGCCGAGCAGUGGGGGUAGUUGUGGUUAUGUGCAGGACCUUAGUUUAGACCUGCAAGUUGGUGUUAUUAAGCCAUGGUUGCUCCUGGGGUCACAGGAUGCUGCUCAUGAUCUGGAUACAUUGAAAAAGCACAAGGUGACUCAUAUUCUCAAUGUUGCAUAUGGAGUUGAAAAUGCUUUCCUCAGUGACUUUUUGUAUAAGAGCAUUUCUAUUUUGGAUCUGCCUGACGCCAAUAUCCUGUCUUAUUUUCCAGAAUGUUUUGAGUUUAUUGAACAAGCAAAAAUGAAUGACGGAGUGGUUCUUGUUCAUUGUAAUGCAGGAGUUUCCAGGGCUGCUGCAAUUGUAAUAGGCUUCCUGAUGAGUUCUGAAGACGUCUCAUUUACCAGCGCUUUUUCUUUGGUGAAAAAUGCCAGGCCUUCCAUGUGUCCAAAUGCUGGCUUCUUGGAGCAGCUUCGUACAUAUGAAGAAGUCAAAGCAAGCAAUAAGUGUGACAAAAUACAGGAAUUAGAAGGGCACAACAGUUCAUGAGUUAUAUUCUAGCAGAUACUGGACAACUGUAAUUUCUGAAUUGGCCUCUACAGCCACCUGUCUGCUUUUUUUGGAUUGUAAACUUGUAAAAAACUUCUUUUUCUCUUGCUUUUUUCAAGUGGAUGUGGAGGUCAAUUGAUUGUUCUGAGCUAGUGUAUAAAUAAAAUUUUUAAUUGUU
This is a messenger RNA of Manis javanica (Malayan pangolin), 1013 nucleotides long. It is a transcript of the gene DUSP19, whose product is annotated as dual specificity phosphatase 19. Gene Ontology annotation, biological process: protein dephosphorylation; regulation of MAP kinase activity. The record is from RefSeq and is a predicted model, not a curated record. Gene Ontology annotation, cellular component: cytoplasm. Gene Ontology annotation, molecular function: JUN kinase phosphatase activity. NCBI's taxonomy places the organism in Eukaryota, Metazoa, Chordata, Mammalia, Pholidota, Manidae.